Molecule: messenger RNA, 2059 nt
Organism: Melanotaenia boesemani (Boeseman's rainbowfish)
Lineage: Eukaryota; Metazoa; Chordata; Actinopteri; Atheriniformes; Melanotaeniidae
Product: dual specificity protein phosphatase 19-like
Exons: 5
Coding region: 599-1291 (230 amino acids)
Biological process (GO): protein dephosphorylation; regulation of MAP kinase activity
Cellular component (GO): cytoplasm
Molecular function (GO): JUN kinase phosphatase activity
Source: RefSeq, a predicted model, not a curated record
AGCUGUCCUGGUUUUCACAACGAGACGGGCGUGUGUUGCAUUCACUGACCCUCGUAUAUAUGAACAACUAAACAUUAGAUGGGAAUGUUUUGGGGGGUUGAUUUUACAUUUUUUUCCUAUAAUAAAAAAAAAGUUAAUAAAACAGGAAAGAAAAAAAAAAACAAAAAAAAAACACAAACUGCCGAAAUUACAUGCAAAAUGAUCAUAUAGAUUUAAAAAACAGUUGUAAAUCAAAAUAGUAAAAAUGCGGCAAAAGGCAACCAUGAGGAGCAAAAUGUCCUUGCAUGAGGCACAAAUAAGGAUUAAGACACAGUCAAGACAUAAAACUGAGACAAAAAUCUGAAGCACAAAGUACAGGAAAUAUAAAACAACCUAAACUGAGCCACAAAUCACUUUAAAAUAAUAUGAGAUGUUCAAACUGACACACAAAUUGUUCAAACUGGAAAAAAAAGCACAUCCAGAGAGAUGGGAAAUGACUACAAACAGAAACAAAAAGGUGGGGAAUAGAUACAAAAUAUCUCAAACUGAGAUACAGGAUAUGAAUUUAGAUAUGAAAAUUUUGAACAAAGACUCCAGAGUGAUUUAAAAAGAUCAAAACAUGAAAAAAACACUGCAAGACAGAGUUGAAGAAACAAAACUACAACUACAUCUGCAUGAGCUGUCUGUGAACCCUGGUGUGAUGCAUUCACUGGCUCAGGAGAUUCAGGGCUUCUCCAAACAUCGACUGAAGAAGCAGUGCACGCGGGUGACCACGGUGACAGGCAGGAAGCUGCUGGAGAGGAGGUGUGAUGGAGGAGAGGGAGAGCUGGAGCAAGUUGAGGAGCUGGAGGAGGACAGCGGAUGUGGAUUCGUACAAGAUGAAAGUCUGGACCUUCAAGUUGGUCUUGUCAGACCAUUCCUACUGCUGGCCUCUCAGGAUGCAGCCCACGACAUCGACACCCUGCAGAGAUAUAAGGUGUCUCAUGUGCUAAAUGUGGCCUACGGAGUCACUAACCUCUUCCCAGAUCAGAUGGUCUAUAAGACGCUCCAGAUCCUGGACCUCCCAGACACUCAGAUUACUUCAUAUCUGGAGGAAUGCAGCGCCUUCAUAGAUCAGGCUCGAAAACAGGAAGGUGUGGUGCUGGUCCACUGCAACGCUGGUGUGUCACGCUCUGCGUCCAUUGUGAUUGGCUACCUGAUGUUGGGGGAGGGGCUUUCGUUUGAUGAUGCAUACAGCCAAGUGAAGCUGGCAAGACCAUCGAUCCGCCCAAACCCUGGCUUCUAUCAACAAUUACAGAACUACAAGGCUUAAGGGACUACAAAUGGCCUCAGAGGACUACAACACCCAAACUCUGAAAUGCUCUGGCAAGUGGUGAUGAAAACAGCCAUGGCAUCUGUCAUCAGCUGUUUUCAACUCUGCUUUGGGAUUUGAACAUGCAAGGCACUACUUCGUCUUUAUCUACUACUGUGUAUAAACUAAACUAGCUGCAAACAAGCUUGUUUAGGUCCCGAGGUCCUCUGUGUAUUCUGUGAGUUUCUGAGAUUAAAAUGUGGCACAACAGAUAGAGAAAAAAUCCACACUUCAGGACAUGUGGAGAAAUUCACUGUGUGCGACAUUAAUUAGUAUAGGGAAUAAAUAUCAGACAAAGAGCUGUGGACUGUGGAGAAUGCACAGACAUACUUUCAGAAAAAGCAGUAAAACUUCCAUUUUUUUCUACUUAUGGAUUAUAUGUUGUUAAGCCAUUAGUCUGUGGUCUGACCGUAUGGAGUGAAAAUAGUUUCAUAAUGGUUACAGAUGUGUAAAACUAUUUGUUACUAACUUUGGAACUUGCAAACGUGUGUUUAAAUCCACAAAGAAUUUUUAUACAUGCACACUUACAGGCUUUUAUCCUCAACCUCAUAGAUGUGAUUAAGUUUGUGUUAAAAAAGCCUCUUGUGCAUACAGAUGGUUAAAUGUACUAAAAUGUAAUUAUAAUGACACGAAUUUCACUCCAUAUGGUUGUGUUUUCUGACUCAAUAGUUUUUAAAUGUAGUAAUCUAUGAGCAUAUGUUUAAAAAAUAAAAAAAAAAACUGUCUGUC